CUCCUCCCUCCCUCCUCCGCUGCGUUUCCUAGAAAGUUGUAUCAGUGUGGCCGUGCAACGCUAAGGCGGUUCGCCUGCUCGAACCGCCAAUGUGUGCCGGAGGAAAUAGCGUGGUGGUUGUGAGAUUUCGCCCCGAAGACGCCGCGGAACCCCCACCCCUCAAGGGUUUUUUGGGGGGUUUGCUGUUAGCGGGGAGCUCUGUCACCCUCCGGCUGCAGGUUUAAGGAGGUGCCGGAGCAGGGAGAGCGAGACAUGGAUCUGGCACCCUGCUAUGCCAGGAUAUUUCAUACUUCGACCCCAUCGUCUGGGUGGGUACCGAGGGGCACCCACAGUUCCUUGCAAUAAGAAAAGGAGAGGGAAAUUGAUCGGGACGGGCUCCUCCAGAAGGCAAGUGUGGAACGGGUUUAAUUUGGUUGCUGGAAGGAAGCAAAAGAGAAGCUGUCAUUUGUGUCUGUGUGUCCCUAUACGAGGGCCUCCUGGUUCCUUGUUAGCUUAUAGAGAGGGAAAAAAAAAAAAAAAAAAAAGAAGCGUUUGAUGUUACGUCUGACCAGCUGCUGUUCUCCAUAAUAACAAGAGAGAGAACUGCCUGCCCUGGCGAGUUGCGUCACUUCGCUUCAACUUUAGGCUAGAAAUCAAGAGAGGGAGAGACAAGUUUCAAGGGAGGCAGGAGCGAGCUGGAAAGCCCUGCCGUCUUCCUCCCACCCACCUACCCCUCCUCCUUUACCCCUCUCCUAUCCCCACCCCCUUCCCCCCUCCAAAAAAAAAAAAAAAAGGGAAAAAAAAAAAAAAAAGGAAAAACCUUUCCCAUCAGAGAAAGAGGGAGAUCUCUUUGGAAACAUGGAGCUGCUGUGCUGCGAGGUGGAUCCCAUGAGGAGAGCUCUGCCUGACCCGAACUUGCUCUACGAUGACCGCGUUUUGCACAACUUACUAACCAUAGAGGAAAGGUAUCUGCCCCAAUGCUCCUACUUCAAGUGCGUCCAGAAGGACAUCCAGCCCUUCAUGAGGAGGAUGGUGGCCACUUGGAUGCUGGAGGUCUGCGAAGAGCAGAAGUGCGAAGAAGAAGUUUUCCCUCUGGCCAUGAAUUACUUGGACAGAUUCUUAGCUGUGGUGCCCACUCGGAAGUGCCAUCUGCAGCUGCUGGGGGCGGUGUGCAUGUUCCUGGCCUCCAAGCUGAAAGAGACAAUCCCCCUCACAGCCGAGAAGCUGUGCAUAUACACGGACAAUUCCAUCAAACCCCAAGAGCUGCUGGAAUGGGAGCUGGUGGUGCUGGGGAAGUUGAAGUGGAACCUCGCAGCCGUCACCCCACACGAUUUCAUUGAACACAUCCUAAGGAAGGUGCCUCUCCCUAAAGACAAGUUGCUUUUGAUCCGGAAGCAUGCACAAACCUUCAUCGCCCUUUGUGCCACAGAUUUUAACUUUGCCAUGUACCCACCAUCAAUGAUAGCAACUGGAAGUGUGGGAGCAGCCAUCUGUGGCCUUCAGCUCGAUGAUGGGGACAGCCUCACGGACCUCCUGGCCAAGAUCACAAACACAGAUGUGGACUGCCUUAAAGCUUGUCAGGAACAGAUCGAGGCAGUGCUCGUGAACAGCCUGCAGCAAGUCCGGCAGCAGCAGCAGCAGAGCAAUCCCUCCAAGACAGUGGAUGAACUGGACCAGGCCAGCACUCCCACAGAUGUGAGAGACAUCAACCUGUGAGGACAUGGGCACACAAAGUCACGCUUGCUCCCCCAGACCCUUUAUUUUUGUUAUUAUUUUUAGAGUGAAUUUUUUUAAUCUGCUCCCACAUAGAACAUAUUUAAAGCUCUUUUAGGUAUAAAGAAAAACAAAAAAAAAGUACAAAAACUGAAUAAUGAAAAAAAAAAAGCAUUUGGUGCCUGUGACGUUCUACAGAAGGGAAUCCCACAAUAUAGUUGGUAAUUGCUAUUUGAUUAUGUAUCAGUGAUAUUAAAUGCUUAUAAAAGCAUACAAAGUAGCUAGAUCAAUGUAAGCCUGCAUUUGUGGGAACAAAGUAGAGUAUACUUGUCUGUGUAUUAUGAACUAGUGCAUACACCCCUUUUUUAGAUAUAAGAAAGGAAUCGUGUGUGCGAUUUUAUGGCUUGACUAGAUUGCAAAGCAAUAGAAUAAGGGGUUUAGGGCAAAGUGGGAAAAGAUCCCUGAAGCAAUUGAACCAUUUUGAAUGCAGAAGAGAUUUGCUGAUCUGUCACCUCUGUUAUUAGUCAGAAGUGUUUGUUGGAUCUCUGUAUGUUAGUUUUGUUUACUCUUGCUGUCUGUGGUAGCUGCUACCUAAGAAAGAAGAUGCUUUAUUUUACCAGCCAGAAGAGCAGGUGUCUUUUGGGCUUUUUUUUAGUUGAUUUAUUUUUCUUUUUUUUUUUUUUCCCAACUUCCCCUCUGCCCCUCUUGACUUUUUAUCUACUUUUCCUUCCAAAAUGGUUCAUUCUAAAUACAGCAGCAUGUUUAGCAUGAGGGUAAUUCCUUUUACCCAGCCGUGGGCCGAGCCAAAGUUCCCAAGUAUUCACGGUCAGUGGGGGGAAUGCACACAUUAAUCCCGACCUGUUGGCUGGGCAGACCACCUCCAACCUUUGGAUUGCAAGAUGUGGUGGAUCAUCUAGGAAAAGCAUUAUAUUCCUUUACAGUGCUAAUGCUUCAUGUCCAUGUUAACGUCUGGCAGCUUCUUAGCUUGGCCACAAAGACAUUUAAAUUAUGCUCUGUCCAUCUUCCCUUGUAAUAGCCCCUCACUGUGUUAAAGAAGAUGAGGUUUGGUUUGCUCCCUCGUCUCUCUUCCCCCCCACUCCCCCCACACACCUUUUCAGCAUUUCAUUAACUUUAUUGAUCCACAGUGAGCGUUUUUGUAAACCAUUUCAUUCGAAAAGCACUUUGAAAAUUGUUCCUAAGGGAUUAAAUGAGAUGGUUUAUGACAAUUUUGCCGAGAAAAGAAAAACAAAAAAAAAAAAAAAAAAGAGGAAAAAAAAAGAAAAAAAGAAGAAAAAAAAGAAAGAAGUCACAAAAGCAAGGCUUUGUAUAGCUUUUUAUAGUCAAUAUUUUCCAGUAUCUGGUGUACUCGGUUAGCUGUGGUGUUGCUGGAAAUACCAACACCCGCUUCAGAUGACAUUCCUGUCAUGACAUUCCGGAUAAAAGCCUGACCAUCUGUAUUGUUCAGUGUCACAGAAGGAUCUUAAUACCACCUGUGUGUUUAUCUAUGGACAAGGAAAGAAAAUUGUUGGUGCAACAGCCAUGGUGGUAAACAUCGAGGUGCGUGACUUGGAGUUUUAUUACAAAGGUGUAUUCAGUGUACUUGAAUUUAUUUUCCUGCUCCACCUGUAACGAAGAGGCAUUUAGAUGGCAAAGGAGCUGGAGCAACUUUUGGUUUUUUUGGUUCUAGAUUUUUGGUUUUUUGUUGUUUUUUUUUUUUUUUUGCACAAUUUUAUUAACAGUUUGCAGAUAUCCAAUAUGAAGCUGUUGGUUGAAAUGUUAAUGUUCGCAUUUUUAACACAAAAAUCCAGAAAGAACAUGCUACUUCGAAGAAUAUUAUAUGUAUGGACUCAGCCUAUUUGGCUAGAUGAGGGUAGAAAAUGGAGUAAGAUUCUAAGGUUUUGUUUUUUUGGUUUUGGGGGGUUUUUUGGUUUUGGUUUUUUUUUUUUUUGCGCUGCUAAGAAGCUAUGAUUUGUUUCAUUCUUAUUCACAUUAACAGUACUUAGCUGUAUUGUUUCACUGAGUGUGCUGCUAUUUUAUAAACAUUUUUAUAAUAUAUUAUUUUACUGCUUAAAUUUCAAAUCCUGAAGUAGAUGGUUAAGUGGAGAUAUGAUGAGUUCUUUGAUUUACUGGAAAUGCCCUGUACAGGUUUUUUUUUCCCUAUAGCGUGUUCAUGAUUUUUUAUUUUAUUUUAUUUUAUUUUUUCCUUCUUUCUUCUUACUUUUUUUUUUUAAUCUCCUUCCUUCCCGAUCACAUCCUGCAAAGAUGGUAUACUUACCUCAGGUUUGCUGGACAAGAAAUGGUUCCCAUUUUCACAAUACCUCACACAGUGACAGUUUGGUUGCCCCGGGGCCCGCCCGGGAGAGGUUGCAAGCAGCUGAGGCGGGGCACUGGCUCCUUUUUGGUCUCUGGUAUCCUUUUCAUAGUGGAAAAAAUGCAUUGACUCUCCACUGGUGAGCAGGUCUGUUCUCCCCAAAGCUGCUGCUGGGCACAGCCUUGGCCUCACCUCCCGCCUCGACGUUCUGCGUUGGGAGCACCCGGAAUUCUGCGGCGGUGUCUCUGUCCUGGAGGAAAAAAGCAGCUGAUGUUGUUGAAGCAAGACUGUGGAGCCACACACAGUUUAGAUCAGAUCAGAUCAGGUCAGAUCAUUCCUUGUCAGCCCGGCCCCUUGGCUUUAUGGGGAGCUGUGCCAGAGGGUCCUGAUGGUGGGGUGACCUCUCCCAGUGCUGGCACUGUGUCCAUCAUGUUGGCGUGAUUUGCUCCGUGCCUUAGUCCAGGUGUAGGCAAGAUAUGUGUUUAGGGUGCCUGCCCCUGCUCUUCAUCCAGCCUCCUUCACACCCACAGGCUGAUCCCUGCCGUGGAACAUGGGGCUGAUCCCUGCUGUGGAUCACAGGGGUGAUUCCUGCCAUGGAACACAGGGCUGAUCCCUGCUGUGGAACAUAGGGCUGAUCCCUGCUGUGGAUCACAGGGGUGAUUCCUGCUGUGGAACACGGGGCUGAUCCCUGCUGUGGAUCACGGGUGAUUCCUGCUGUGGAUCACAGGGGUGAUCCCUGUUGUGGAUCACAGGGGUGAUCCCUGCUGUGGAACACAGGGCUGAUUCCUGCCGUGGAACACAGGGGUGAUUCCUGCCGUGGAACACAGGGCUGAUCCCUGCUGUGGAGCACAGAGAUGAUCCCUGCUGUGGAUCACAGGGCUGAUCCCACUGGGUCACCCCUCUGCAGAACUGAAGGGGCAGGGGCUGAGGGCCACCUCCAUGGUCGGCUGCUCUACAGCAGGCUGGGGGCGAGCUGUGGUGGAAGGAGCAGCGCCCUUCAGCAUUCCCACUCCCUGCAGGGUCCUGGUGGGUCUGUGUGUGUCCCCACCAGGGUGAGGAGUGUCCUUGGCUGCAGUGACAUGCUCAGCAAGUGCCAACCCUCUGGUUACAGUGUACUGUUUGAAGACUGCAAACCCUACAACUUGAGUGCUUUCACAUUAGCUUUCAGAAUAAAAUGACUGCCUAGUACUCUCUGUUAACAGAUUUUAAAGGACGUGUGUUGUUUCUGCAAAUGAGGUGUGAGAUUUUCCCCUCCUGAAUUGCAGAAAUCGUAAACCUCCCGAUUGAUUGAUUAAAAAAGAAUAGAAAGUGUGUUGCUGAUUCUGCCUUCCCAAGUGCCAAAGGAUUGGUACAGUUGCUAAAAGCAUUUCUCUCUCAACUUCCAACUAAUGGUACUUUGAUGGUCUUCUCCUCCUUCCCGUUACUGUAGUGUAGGAGCACCUCAUAAUGUAUUUAUUUGUGUUUCCAACUUGCUUGUGAAAGAGAAAAAUACCAAUUAAUGCCAUGUCCAAUUAAUUCAAUGUUGAUGAUUUAUGCUUGAGUAAUUGGACAACUCUUAAUUACUCAGCAAACCACCUGGCCACUGGAUUUUUUCCACUAUGUUUAUUACCAUGUUCUCAUGUACCUCAGAAAUCACUCUUGGUUGCACAGUUUCUGUUCUCAAACUUUUUUGGGUUUUGUUUUGGUUUUUUUUUGGUUUUGUUUUGUUUUUUUUUUUUUUUUUGUUUUUUUUUUGUUUUUUUUUGCUUUAUUGAGUGUGAUGCCAUAUCAAGUCAACGUUAUUCUCUCACAAAUGUGCUCUUUAAGAGGUGUGGAUGAUUAUGUGGUCAGGGUAUGCUAGAAAGUGUGGUAGUAGACAUCAGUGUAAACAAAAGUAUUUAGAAAGUACCUGAGGUUGUUUUUGAUGGAUAAGACUCUGAUACGGUGUAGUCUUGAUUGCCUUUUAAAAGGUUUUGUUCAGUGUUGUCAUUUUUAUUAAUAACCUAUUGUUUUGACUAGUUUAAAGAUGGUUCUAAGAAAAGUGUUUUGGCGGGAUUAGGUAUGCUGUAUGGACAAUAAACUCACCUUGACCUAAA
This is a messenger RNA of Taeniopygia guttata (zebra finch), 6078 nucleotides long. RefSeq names its product cyclin D2 (gene CCND2). Lineage: Eukaryota; Metazoa; Chordata; Aves; Passeriformes; Estrildidae. The record is from RefSeq and is a predicted model, not a curated record.